CGUGUGCUGUAGCAGGUAUCCACAAAUUGAUAUCCUCUCCUUUAGUUUUAAUAAUCUCUAGGUCCCCACACGCACCAUCGGCGAGUAAUUAACCUGAGAAUUGAAGUGCGCUUCCUCUCUCACACCACUACAAUCGAGCUAGCAUUUGGCUUAGAGCGAGUGCUUGCGAGUCGUGAUGGCCGAAGUGAUGGCGAGCGCGGCAACGGGCGUGAUGGGCUCCGUGAUCGGCAAGCUGACCGCCAUGCUCGGCGAGAAGUACCAGCUCGCCCGAGGCGCUGAGGAUGGGAUCCGCUUCCUGAAGGAGGAGCUGAGCACCAUGGACGCCGUGCUGCAGAAUCUCGCGGAGAAGGACGACGACCAGAUUGAUCCACUGGCCAAAGAUUGGAGAAGCAAGGUGCGUGAGCUAUCCUACGAUAUCGAAGAUUUCAUCGACCGUUUCAGGCUCAAUCACAGCCAUGGGGGUUCCAAGGCCAACUUCGUGCGCAAGGCUGUGCGGAAGGUGAAGAUCUUGUUGCAGGACCGGGGAUUGGCAGAGGAGAUCCAAAAACUCAAGAGCCUCGUGAUCGAGCAGAGCGAGCGGGCCAAACGCUACGACAUCCACGCCGCCUCACCUCAGCCAGUGCUCUUGGAUCUUCGAGCACCUGCACUCUUUGCAGAGGCGAGGGAUCUCGUGGGAAUUGAUGGUCCUCGCAAGGAGAUCAUCGAAUUGUUAACAUGUGAAGAGAUGCAGCACAAGGUGGUUUCCAUCUAUGGAACCGCUGGGCAGGGGAAGACCACUCUGGCCAUGGAGGUAUACCGCAAAAUCACUGAAGCAUUUGAUUGCCGGGCCUUCGUGUCUGUAUCUCAGACUCCAGAUAUUAAGAAACGCCUCAGUGAUAUAUUGUCUCAAAUAAGCAACAACCAGUUUGACGACCAGACCGAAAGGUGGGAGAUGGAGCAGCUCAUACGCAAUAUGAGAGACUACUUAAUUGACAAGAGGUACCUAAUCUUGAUUGAUGAUAUAUGGAGUGUAGCAGCAUGGGAGCUUAUAGAAUCUGCCUUACCUCGCAAUGACAAUGGAAGCAUAGUAAUUACUACGACACGCAGUAAAACUGUAGCCAAAUCAUGUUGUGCUGGUAUUGGUGCACAUAUGUACGAAGCGCAGCCACUUGGAGAUGACGACUCUCAGAGAUUAUUCUUUAAAAGACUAUUUUGCUCCCGUGAAGAUUGUCCUCAAGAUUUAAGGGAAGUAUCCAGUGAUAUUCUGAAGAAAUGUGGUGGCUUACCACUAGCCAUAAUCAGUAUAGCUGGUUUAUUAGCAAACAAAAGGCAAACGGUGGAAGUCUGGGUCAAUACAUUGAAGUCCAUUUCUGCUGCAGUUGACAAAGAUUCUCACAUUGAUAAAAUGAAAAGAAUAUUGCUGCUUAGUUACUUUGACCUUCCUCGCCAUCUAAAGAGCUGUUUGUUAUAUCUGAGUGUGUUUCCGGAGGACUAUUUGAUUAAUUGCAGAGAGUUGAUAGUGUUAUGGGUAGCCGAAGCACUGAUUCCUGGACAAGACAGAGAAAGUAUGGAGCAGCUUGGGAGAAGUUACUUGAAUGAUCUGAUCAACAGAAGCUUGGUCCAGCCUGCCAAGGUUGAAGUAGAUGGCUCAACAGUGAAAACUUGCAGAGUUCAUGAUGUCAUACUUGAGUUUAUUGUAUCAAAGGCUGUGGAGGACAACUUUGUUACUAUAUGGAAUCGUAAUGGAUUCUCUCAAAAUUAUACUUGUAACAAGAUCCGCCGUUUAUCCAUACAAGAAGACAUUUCUGGCCCAGUUGAAGAGAUGGUCAAGACAAUGAAACACGCACAUAUUCGAUCGAUUAAUAUUUUUGGCUGUAAUAAUUCAGGGCUGGUAAAGCACGCCUCCAAGUUUUUAAGUAACCAAGUCUUGCGAGUGCUGAAUAUAAGAGGUCUUCAGGUUGAUGGAGAAUGCUAUCUUGGACAGGUCAAAAGAAUCAGUCAAAUGAAGUAUUUUGGUAUUAUGGAUAUUAGGCCCGGGGGCUGCGAGCUCCCAGAAGAUUUAGAAACGCUGCAACAUCUAGAGACACUAAACUUUACUAGCACCAACUUUAGUAAACUACCGGCAAGUAUUAUCCAAUUGCAGAGAUUAGUGCGUCUUAAUGUGAGUUUUUUGAUGCAACUACCCGAUGGCAUUGGAAAUCUGCAGGCCCUGGAAGAGCUGUCAAUGAUCAAUUUGAGUUCUCAAUCUGUAAAGUUUAUCCAAGGGCUCAGCGAUCUGACCAAUUUGAAGGUACUUGCAAUUAUCUGGACGGACGCUACUGAAGUACGUGACGUAGAGAAAGAGAAAGCAUGUAUCUCCUCGCUCACCAAGCUGUUCACGAGACUUCGACAGCUACAUGUGUGGGAGUGGCCUGAUGCCACGCUUUCAUUCAUGUCAUUAUGCGUCGGUACUCCACCACCACUUCAGAGGCUUGUCCUUGGUAAUCAUUUAAGUGCCGUGCCCCAUCAAAUCAGCUCGCUACUCAAUUUGACCCACCUCCGCAUCGAACUUUGGGGUGAAGUAAGCAAGGAAGGAAUAAACAUCCUAGCAAGUUUACCCAUCCUAGUCUCUCUUACUGUUCGCUUAUUGCCUGGCAAAGAAGGAGAGUCAAGCAGUUUACCCAUCCUAGGCAUUUUCCACCCAAGGUAUGCAAUCAACAGUGAAGGGUUCCAGCGUUUGGUCAAAUUUACAGUCCGCUGUGCGCUUGAGACGGCGGUGGCGCUGGAAUUUGAGCCGGGAGCCAUGCCAAAGCUCCAAAGGCUCAAGCUGCUACUCCCGGCAUGGUGCCAGUUCAAGUAUGGGGACGGUGGCCUGGUCCUUGGGCUGCAGAAUCUGGCAGGCCUCAAAUAUGUCGAUCUCUGUACUAACUGCACAGCUGCUACUUCUGACGAAGUGGAUUCUUUGGAGGAUGACAUCAGAGGUGUAGCAGGAGUCCAUCAUAACCGUCCCAUAGUCCAGGUCAAAAGAACGCAUCAAGAUUGGAUGGCUCCACGGGUGCAGCCAUAACCUUGAAUUAAUGACGUGGAAAAGAAAUAUCACGACCAUGACCAUACCAGAAGAACCAUGACCAUGAAUGCAUGAUAUGGAAAAUAAAUAUCAGUAUGAGUAAUCAUCUGUUUGUCUGUUUCAGCCCCCCAGGGAGCAUAAACUGGUUGUCACAAUUGGUACCGCAGCUUUAGUUUCUAUUUUUUUGAUAAAGGGGUAGUCUAUUUCAUAUAGUAAAUGAAAGAGGCCCUAGCCUCCGUAUUCUUUGAUACAACCAUGUUUUGGAAAUAUUGCCUUACACAUCGCAAUGGCUGUAACCAAAAUUUUUUCUCCUAAGAUUAUUCUUGUGUCCAUUUAACCAUGUCUUGAACACUCAUUGGAUGGUGUAACUCAAAGGAAUCUUGAAUGUUCGCCAAAUAAACUUAGCAAGAUUCCAUCCGAA
Panicum hallii is the source of this 3446-nucleotide messenger RNA. RefSeq names its product disease resistance protein RPP13-like. The transcript is spliced from 2 exons. Gene Ontology annotation, biological process: defense response to other organism. Bases 176 to 3025 code for a protein of 949 amino acids. Gene Ontology annotation, molecular function: ADP binding. The record is from RefSeq and is a predicted model, not a curated record. NCBI's taxonomy places the organism in Eukaryota, Viridiplantae, Streptophyta, Magnoliopsida, Poales, Poaceae.